CCAAUCAGAAGUCCGCUUCCUGGCUCCGCUCACAGUGACUGCAGUGUGUCUCAGAGCCGGACAGCUAGUCAGCUAAUUUACUGACAGAAAGCUAAAAACAAAACACUUUACCAUUUAUUAGGUGGCUCCGUGUCCUGCCCCGAACAUCGCCCGGGUGUCCAGCUCACUCUCUCCGCCGCUAUCUGCACCAUGGUCGGUGUUAAAGUAAUCGGGAGCGACCCGGACUUCCAGCCGGAGCUUGCGGCCGCCGGCUCCAGACUCGCCGUGGUGAAGUUCACAAUGGCCUCGUGUCAGCCCUGCAUCAGAAUGGCUCCGAUCUUCAACACAUUGAGUAAUAAAUACCCACAGGUCGUCUUCCUCGAAGUAGACGUUCAUGUCUGUCCGGCGACGUCAGCAGCCAACAACAUCACCGCCACACCGACCUUCCAGUUCUUCCGGAACCGGGUCCGAGUGGAUCAGUACCAGGGAGCCGACCCCGCAGGUCUGGAGGAGAAGAUCAGACAGCACACAGAGAACGACCCGGGAAACAGCGAGGACUCGGACAUUCCUAAAGGAUACAUGGACCUGAUGCCUUUUGUUAACAAAGCUGGCUGUGAGUGCCUGAAUGAGAGCGACGACUGUGGAUUUGACAACUGUUUAAUCAAAGACUCGUCCUACCUGGAGUCCGACUGCGACGAACAGUUAUUGAUCACGAUCGCCUUCAACCAGCCGGUGAAGCUCUUCUCUAUGAAGCUACAGUCCUCAGACUUCGCUCAAGCCCCGAAGGUGGUGAAAGUGUUCAUCAACCUCCCUCGGUCGAUGGGUUUCGACGACGCCGAGCGAAGCGAAGCCACUCAGGCUCUGGAGCUGUCAGAGGACGACUACAAAGACGACGGACUGAUUCCUCUGCGCUACGUCAAGUUUCAGAACGUACAGAGUGUCACGUUGUUCAUUAAAUCGAACCAGGGAGACGAGGAGACGACAAAAAUCAACUACCUGACGUUCAUCGGGACUCCAGUCCAGGCCACCAACAUGAACGACUUCAAGAGGGUUGUAGGAAAGAAAGGAGAGAGCCACUGAGCUGGAGAAGAAGAGGAGGAAGAGGAUGAGGAGGAGGC
Molecule: messenger RNA, 1097 nt
Organism: Acanthochromis polyacanthus (spiny chromis)
Lineage: Eukaryota; Metazoa; Chordata; Actinopteri; Pomacentridae
Gene: txnl1
Product: thioredoxin-like 1
Exons: 9
Coding region: 190-1059 (289 amino acids)
Source: RefSeq, a predicted model, not a curated record